AUGGCUUCCUCGCGCUCCAAGACGCAGGUUGGCUCUGCGCCAUGGCUGCUGAACGAAAGGCAGCAAGCCAACGAACUCAUUGAGCAAGAGGUGGAAGAAUUCACUUACUCAGUGCGCAAUGAGAUGGAAUGGUUAAACGAGCAUAUGGCGGAGAUAUUUACGCGGAACCAAUUAAACGUCGCGGACAUAUUCAAGACACCUGGGAAGCUACGCGGCAAGACCCCGCGGACGGCGCGGAAGAGGAACCCGUUAGAGACGCGCGCUCCCUUGACGGAUAUCUUUGGGCCGAACCCGCAAGCUGAACCAAGCCCUGCGCAAGAGACACAGUUUUACAAAAGUGUCGCGCGUUUCCAAGUCCCCGACGACGCGAACCGAGCUGCGCCGAUCGCAGCAAGUCCGCAAAAUCGCGUUGGUGGGAUUGGGAAAGAGAACACGGACUCUGGGUAUCAUGGAACAACGGACGAUGAGAUGGAGCUUGACCGUGUGCCGGUCGCGCCGCGCAGUCCGCUGAAGCAACAGGCUCCUGCUGUGCCCGAUCCUGCACCCUCCCUACCCAUUGAACCGGCAGAGGAGGAUCAUGAGCUUAUCAAAGAAGCAAGACGAGCGACAAAAGAGUCUUUCGUUUCGGCCGAGGAAGAUGAGGGCGAUACCAUACCGGACGAGGAAGUAGACAUAGUGGUUACGAAUGCCGACGCCGAGGAAGAGGGCCAGGAAGAGGGCCGUAAAGAGGGCAAGGGUGUGUCUCAACAAUUCAGCGUUGGCGCGGAGACUGCUUCGGCCAUGAACUCCAUUCUCCACGAAGCGGAAGACGUUAACGAUCCCAUGGAGGUCGAUGGUGUACGCUCGCCCUCCGAAGGCUCCAGCCCAGUCAAACCUUUGUUACGGAAAAGCAGCCUCACUUUCGCGACCCUCCCUGCGCGAGAACCAUUGGCGAGCAAACAGAGUAUUGGUAACCGUGUCUCUCGUACAAGCCAUCUGGACCAAUACAAGUCAUCAUAUCGCAGCAGUAACUUGGGCCGUUUCACUGGCGGCAAGAGCCUGGGUGGUUCACAGCAUGUGCCAGCGAUCGGAUCGCCGGACGCGAAAGAACACAUGGAUGUGGACGAGGAGAACAGGCCUCCGAUGGCGCGCGAGGAGUCCGAGACCACAAGACUGCACAAUAAGACCUCCACGCAGCGGCUGCAUGAGAGGAUAAACAUGCUCGGACAAGCCAAGGAGACCAAGGAUUUUCGAUCAUCAAAGUCGAUACCGUCAAGCAAUCCAGCCUCCCAGGUCGAGUACGCACACUUGCCAGCUUCCGAAACUGAGAAACCGAAACCCGCUCUCUUCUCGCAAUCAGAUGAACAGCCGAGAGCUGCAGUUGUGCCAGCCACGGAAGACGAUGACGAUGAUUGGAUUGUUCCUGUUGUAUCCACAGGUGCAGCCAAUACUGCUCCCAGACCCGCCUUUGAGCGGAGUCAUUCCAACAAGAGUCAAGCAAGCGUUCCGGACAAGGCUGCAACUGAAACCCAAGAUCACGCUCCAUAUGCGCCUCAGAAGAGCCCCGCAAGAGCGGCUUCACCAACGAAGUCUAGGCCAGCUUUUGGCCACCUGAAGUCAAGCUCCGCUUCUGUCUUGCCAUCGCCGGGCAAGUCAUCCAUGGCCCCGCCGCUAUCACACAAGAAGACAGUUUCCGUCUCGAACCCGCCUCUAUCAAAUGUGCCAUCGUCGGUAACACCGGUUGGAUCGCCUAUGGGCAAAAAGUUCGCUGAUGGCCCGUUGAGCGCGUCAAAGGCGAAGUUUUAUUCCGUCCUCAAAUCCGCUAAGGGGAUCUUCGCGAGCAGCGCAGGAGCAAGCGCUCAGGCUAAGAUGGAAGCACUAUCUCCAGCAAUUCACCAUACGAGAAGCCAAGCCCAGGCGCCCCAAAUGAAUGCCUUGCUUAGCCCCAACGCCCAUACCCGACCAGCUUCGACCUUUUAUCCGGAGGUUCAAAUCCCUGAACAUGCCAACAGUGCUCCAACUCCGACUCGAGCCCAGGAGGGCCGUAAGACGCGAAGCUCAACUGAACGGGAGGAGAAGCGGAAAGAAAAGGAGGCGAAAGAGAGGCAGCGUGCUGUGGACGAUCUUGAGAAGGCGCGUGAGAAAGAGCGCCAGAAGGCCGUUACGCAGAAGCAGAAGGAUGCUACAGUUGCCGCUGAAGAACAGGCGCUACAGCAGAAGGCUGAGCCCGAAAGCAGAGCCGAGAAUCCACCUAGCCACGAUGAAGAGACUGAUGCGGCAGAAGCAAUGCCACCUCCACCGCCACCGAAGAGUUUGCUUCCAACCGCGAACUCACAGAAACCUAGAGGCAGGUUAGCCAAGCCGACGAAGAACCCAUCUACUGCGCUUAGGCCGGCUGCGAUGUCAAUAAAAGUUCCCUCGCAGAGCUUCCGUCAGAUUCCACAGCCUGGAUCCGCUCUUCCCGCAGAAAGCCACGACGUGCUUCCUCCUGCAGUCCCGUCCAAGCAGUCUAGCAUCGCUUCUAAGCAGAGCACUACAUCUCUACAAAGCGCAAGCUCGACAGAGUCGUUUCGCACUGCUUCUUCUACGCAGACUAGGACGAAAGCCUUGGAAGCAGCUGCGAGAAAGAGAGAACAGGAUGAGCGCGAUGCGCAACGGAGGGCUGAGCGACAGCGUGAGCUCGAGCAAAGGCGCGCCGCGAAGCAAGAGGAGGAACGCCGGCUUGAGCAACAGCGCAAAGCGGCAGAGGAGCUACGCAAGCAGGAAGCGAAGAAGGCAGCCCAAAAAGCCGCAGAGACAAAGCGUCCGACUCGCCAGCAACAGCAGGUUAGUCGUCCACAGAGCCGACAAGCCAAUGACCUCGCCAACACCCUGCAGGUUGAAAAGACACUCGCUCCACCGCCGCGGCAACGUGGUGAUCUAGGCGCGGCGCGACCAGUAUCGAGGAUGAACACAAUGCAAGAACCCCCACCUGCGCGGCCAGUCCCACAGAUCAACCCAGCCAAGCCACCGAAGCGAGUCUUCCAACCUGAGGAUGACGACGAGCCUGUGCAGCGUCCGACUUUACAACGGAACCCACCAUCUUUUAAGCAGCUAGAUGCGAAGCGGCGGAAGACUAUCGACGAAGAAGAAGAGCGCCUAGAGGAACCGCGACGCUCAGUCAUGGCGCCUCCAAUGCGUCCCUCGAACGUCAUCCGCAAGGAAACCAGAUUCCCCAACGGCUAUACCACCGCCCCGCCUCCUGCCGCUCACCCCGUCCCACACACGCAAACCCUCUGGAAACAGACCGUCAAUGGCCAGCACCAGCUCCAACAUCCCAAGCCCAACAUCCAGCCGAACGACAUGGCCAAGAUCUCCACCGCCAAAAUCCCCUUCGCCGACGCGCCCAACCCAGCUGGUCCCUCCGCCUCUCUCCAUCCGCCAACCUACAAGACUCCCGCCCGCAACCUCCAUCCAGCGGCUCCCAACACCGCCGGCCCCAAGUCCUCGCCGCGCUACCCUGCUUCCGAAACCAUCGCUCUCCCCGAAAUCGCCACCGACUCAGAAGACGAGGACUCAGAGAACGAGUUCAGCGCUCCCUCGUGGGUAGCUUCCCCCGCGCUGCGCGAGCUUCUCCAGCAACAGCAGCUCGUAGACCCCGCGGAGAUAUUCGGUCCGAUUGCGGAGCUGAAGAUGGAGGAGGUAUUCCGGAACAAGGACCGCCAUAAGCGAUUCAGGGACAGGACGAGUAGCGCGAAUUGGAAUGGGGCGGAUCGCUUGACAGAAGAGGAGAGGAAGAGGGAUAGGGAGGGAAGGGAAAGGUUGGUCAGGGAUGGGGGGUGGGUGUUUCAUGAGACGCCGGAGGGGAAGAGGUAG
This is a messenger RNA of Coniosporium apollinis CBS 100218, 3834 nucleotides long. RefSeq lists its product as uncharacterized. The record is from RefSeq and is a predicted model, not a curated record. The coding region runs from base 1 to 3834 and encodes 1277 amino acids. NCBI's taxonomy places the organism in Eukaryota, Fungi, Ascomycota, Dothideomycetes. The transcript has 5 exons.